GUGAAAUGAAAAUAUUUAAUCCUGAAAAGGAAUUAGAAUUUCUCAACAGCAGACAAAGAUGAUCGAAUCUUGAGUCUAAUGGUCGCGCCUCAUGUUGGUGUUCAUUUCUGCGAGUCUCAGACUCAGAACCUUACCUCGAUCUCUACCCUUUCCUCUUUCGACUGAACUUCCAUCGCUAAACCCGAAACAAAGAUCAGGAUGGUUUUCCGUUUCCACUUCCUCCAAAGCCCCUCCACAGGUGCAGGACCCACAAUACUUCAUUCGCAUUUUCUGCAAUGCGAGGCUUCACCAGAAUCACUACGAGUGCGAGCUUGCAUUGGUUUCCGCACUCAAAUGCUGUUCCUCCUCCGUUCAGGGCCGCCAAUUCCAUUCUCUGGCAUUAAAACUCGGACUCCACUCAAAUACUUUCAUUCAAAACAGUUUGAUCAACAUGUACACAAAACGCGGUUCCAUUAAUGAUGCCCAAAUUCUGUUUGAGUUUUGUCCCACGUUGGAUCCUGUCUCCUGUAACAUUAUGGUUCGUGGGUAUGUCAAAGCUGGUCAAUUGGACAAUGCCCGCAAACUGUUUGACAGAAUGCCUGACAAAGGUUGUGUCUCCUACACUACCAUGAUAAUGGGUCUUGUUCAAAAUGUCUGCUUUCGGGAAGCUCUUGUGGUUUUCAAGGACAUGAGGUCGGAUGGGGUGGUCCCUAAUGAUUUGACCCUGGCGAAUGUAAUAUAUGCUUACUCACAUGUUGGUGAAAUUUUGAAUUGUCAAAUGAUUCAUGCGUUGGCUAUUAAGUUGUUUCUUGAGGGGUUGGUUCUUGUUUCAACGAAUUUGAUGCGUGCGUACUGUCUUUGUUCAGGUGUAGGGGAAGCAAGAAGAUUGUUUGACAAGAUGCCUGAAGUGAAUGUGGUCUCGUGGAAUGUAAUGUUAAACGGGUAUGCAAAGGAAGGCCUUGUUGAGAUGGCCAGGGAAUUGUUUGAGAGAAUUCCUGAUAAGGAUGUGAUUUCUUGGGGCACAAUGAUUGAUGGUUAUAUCCUAAUGAACUGUUUGCAUGAAGCUUUGGUGAUGCAUCGUGCAAUGCUACGAACUGGGCUUGCACCUAAUGAAAUCUUGGUUGUGAAUUUGGUUUCAGCAUGCGGUCGUCUGAAUGCAAUGGGUGAUGGUUUGCAAUUGCAUGGAAUAGUUGUCAAGAAAGGCUUUGACUGUUACAAUUUUAUACAGACAACCAUCAUCCAUUUUUAUGCAGCUUGUGGGAUGAUGGACCUUGCUUGUUUGCAAUUUGAAGUGGGUGUAAAGGAUCACCUAGAAUCGUGGAAUGCUCUUGUUUCUGGAUUCAUAAAAAAUGGAAUGAUGGACCCAGCAAGGAAAAUCUUUGAGGAGAUGCCUGAAAGAGAUGUGUUUUCAUGGAGUUCCAUGAUUUCUGGCUACGCACAAACAGACCAGUCUCGAAUGGCUCUUGAACUCUUUCAUAAAAUGGUAGCAAGUGGGAUCAAACCAAAUGAAGUUACCAUGGUGGGUGUAUUCUCUGCAAUUGCCUCCAUGGGCUCAUUGCAGGCAGGAAGAUGGGCCCACGAAUACAUGUGUAAUGAAUCCAUUCCAUUGAAUGACAAUUUACGUGCAUCUCUAAUUGAUAUGUAUUCUAAAUGUGGAAGCAUCGACAGUGCCUUACAAUUUUUCAAUCAGAACCGAGACAAAACCUUUUCUGUGUGUCCAUGGAACGCAAUUAUAUGUGGGUUAGCUUCACAUGGACAUGCAAGCAUGUGCCUAGAGGUUUUCUCUGGUAUGCAGAGGUAUAAUAUUAAACCCAAUGCAAUUACAUUUAUAGGAGUUCUUAGUGCUUGUUGCCAUGCCGGGCUGGUGGAGCCUGGGCGAAGAAUAUUUAAAAUCAUGAAGAGUGUAUAUAAUGUGGAACCAGAUAUCAAGCAUUAUGGUUGUAUGGUCGAUCUUUUGGGCAGAGCUGGUCUAUUAGAAGAGGCUGAGGAAAUGUUAAGGAGCAUGCCAAUGAAGGCUGACAUUGUGAUAUGGGGGACUUUAUUAGCGGCAUGUAGAACUCAUGGAAAUGUCCAUAUAGGAGAGAGGGCUGCAGAGGGUUUGGCUGGGUUGGCACCAUCUCACGGCGGUGGUAAAGUUCUCCUAUCAAACAUAUAUGCAGAUGCAGGAAGGUGGGAGGAUGUAUCAUUAGUUAGAAGAGUCAUGCAAAGUAGGAGAAUGGAGAGAAUGCCUGGGUGUAGUGGUGUUGUUGGAUAGCUAAAGGAGUUUCAAUUCUCAGAUUUUGCUAAUUUUAAAGAAAAAGAUGUUUGAUCUUUGGAGCGAAACCUUUUUUUUGGAGAAUCAUCUUGCGAUCUGAUUUUGUAUAUUGUUCAUGACAACUCUUUAUUAGUUGUGCUUUAAUAAUUAUUUAUAAUUUAUACGAGCUUCGAAAUAAUAUGUUUGCAUAGCAGACACAAGGGAAUACCUGUACACUUGGCAGAAGUUGUUUGUGUUACAUUGUUGUGCUGAAAUUGAACUUAGGAAGAAUGUGAAUUUGG
Molecule: messenger RNA, 2514 nt
Organism: Vigna umbellata (rice bean)
Lineage: Eukaryota; Viridiplantae; Streptophyta; Magnoliopsida; Fabales; Fabaceae
Gene: MEF18
Product: mitochondrial editing factor 18
Biological process (GO): RNA modification
Molecular function (GO): protein binding; RNA binding
Source: RefSeq, a predicted model, not a curated record